Hyla sarda is the source of this 3864-nucleotide messenger RNA. RefSeq lists its product as uncharacterized. Gene Ontology annotation, cellular component: extracellular matrix. Gene Ontology annotation, molecular function: protein binding. The record is from RefSeq and is a predicted model, not a curated record. The transcript is spliced from 5 exons. NCBI's taxonomy places the organism in Eukaryota, Metazoa, Chordata, Amphibia, Anura, Hylidae.
UUUACCUUACAAUCUCUGUUGACAUUAAUACCAAAGGUGUUUGAUGGGGUUGAGGUUAGGGCUCUGUGGGCCAGUCAAGUUCUUUCACACCAAAUUCACCCCACCCAUGCCUUUAUGGAGUUUGCUAUGUGCACUGGGGUACAGCCAUGCCGGAACAGAAAAGAGUCUUCCCCGAAUUGUUCUCACAAAGUUGGAAGCAUACACUUGUGCAAAAUUGCAAGGAAGAAGGGUGGAAGAAGACCUGUCAACCCUGGCGCUGCGGAUGCUUGUCCCAAAGAAUGGAUGGAAACAGGAAUGUGCAAUCACAGAUCCCUAGGCAGGGACCACUUUACUGGUAGAACAAUGUGGAACGUUCACCUCAUUGGAAUUGUGUUUUUCCUUAUGAUUCAGCUGACUUACAGCCAAUGCCCUAAAGACUGCAAAUGCAAACGAGCCGGCCAGGUAGACUGUUUUGGAGCAGAUAUUGUUGAGGUUCCUCAUUCUAUUCCUCAGAACAUCAGAAACCUGCAGAUAAUAAACACUGAAGUCACUGAACUUAAAGAUGGUGUCUUGGCAAACAUGACAUCUCUGUUAAUUGUGAGAAUUGAAAAAAGUGAACUAUCUGUUAUAGGUGCUGAUGCAUUCAACAACCUCAUAUCCCUCCGUUACCUUAGUCUGGCCAGCAAUAAACUGCAAGAACUGUCUGGAAGUUUAUUUAAAGAUCUAGUGAAACUGGAAACUCUUAUUCUGUCAAACAACAUGAUUGGUCAAAUUCAUCCUUCUCUGUUUGCUUCACUGGUUAAUGUGAAGGAGCUCAGUUUAUUAGGAAACAAUAUCCGUUCCAUACCGAGGGGAGCUUUUGAUCAGAUGAGUGGACUUUUGAAGCUGAAUUUAGCUAAAAAUAAUCUUACAAGUCUACACCCCAAAACCCUGGAUAAAGUAACUAAGCUUCAAACCUUUCGAGCAUAUGAAAAUCAGCUAAAGGAUAUCCCUGAAGGUUUACUGCAAACACUUACAAGUCUAGAAGAAGUUGCGCUGCAAAGUAAUCAGAUAAGUCAAAUAUCUGCUAAUAUGUUUUACAACAACCCAAAUUUACAAAAAAUUUACUUAUCAAACAACAUGAUUACAUCAUUACCCCAAGGCUUAUUGGUAAAUGUGCCAGAACUGUCCAAAGUAACUUUAUUUGAAAAUGCCAUAAAAUACAUUUCCACUGGAGUGUUUGGGCCAAUGCCAAAAUUAAAAGAACUUUGGUUGUAUGAUAACCGUCUUGAAGAACUGGUGGAUAACGCCUUCUCCAAUUUAACACAAAUACAAUUGUUAAUUAUAUCUAGAAAUAAAAUCCAAUCUAUCUCUGCCAAUGCUUUUAAUGGCCUAGACGAGCUCCUGGAACUUUCACUACAUACCAAUACACUUUCCACCUUAAAUGAAGACGCCCUACAGAGCUUGUCCAAGCUGCAAAAUAUCUCUCUUCACAGCAAUAGGAUUGAUCAUCUUCCUGCUGGGUUAUUUAGAAACAUGAACUCUUUGGUGACCAUACAAUUGCAAAACAAUUCUCUAGAGAGUCUGCCAGAGGAAAUUUUUGGCAGUCUAGCACUUGUUAAUGAAGUAAGGCUUUUUAAUAAUCCAUGGAAAUGUGAUUAUCACAUUCUUCCUCUAAAGAAUUGGAUUGCUCAUAAUAUGGCAAAACUUGGAAACCAAAGCCAACUUGUCUGUGCCAACUCUCCCCUUGUAGGUAUACAAAUAGCAGAGCUAACUGAAGACCAACUAUCGUCUUUGAUACCUACAGUGGAACCAGAAUUGGAUGAAACAACUAUUUUUGAAGAUAUUAGUAGUGUCCAUACUGAAGAGCCCAAGGUUACUAGCACAAGUACAAAUACAACACAUUCUGACGAUGAUGAUGAUGGUAGUAUUGUGGAUACCACAGGUGCAGACAUAAUCACUGACGAAAAAGAACGUCAUGGAAGUAGGCUGAUUGGCGUUGUUGUGACAAUAAUUGUUUUGUGUUGCAUAGCAAUUAUUUGUACAGUCAUUGCUUGUGUAAUAUAUCACAGAAAAAAGAAGAACCAUGUUGUACUCAUGAGAAUGAAACAGCAAAACCAAGCAUGAAGGAACUUGUAUCGGAUCCUUGACCCUUGGACCUUAAAGCAGACAAUGUCACCUAUUUUUCAUUUGGUUGAGGCAUUUAAGAUAGUAGUGAUCAAAGCAAGUUUCCCUCGAGCAAAUCAUUUGGAUAAUACGAAAAGCACCACAAUGGUAAUGAAUAUGCUGGUAAGAACCAUUAUCAUCUGUGAAUUCAUUCUUACCAGCUCAUGGCUUGCACACAGCUGUCCUACAGUGUGUAACUGUUUUAAUGGAGUCCAAGUUUUCUGUUCCAGUUACCAAAUGAUAAAUAUUCCAAAUGACAUUCCAGUCAACGUCACUGACCUCAUGUUUUUGGAUACAUCAAUAUCUCUUUUGAACAAUGCAUCCUUCACACGUUACAAUGGCUUAAAAAAAUUACUCUUUGUCAAGAAUAAUAUAGGAUCCGUCCAUCAGAAUGCAUUUCAUGGACUCUCACACCUCACCAACUUGGAGGUUUCAGCCAAUCCAUUGUCUGUGAUAGAGCCUGGAACAUUUGAUGAACUAACCGAACUUCAAAACCUCAUUCUAACAUACAAUUCAAUUACAACUCUCCCAUGUGAUCUCUUCAAAUACACAACAAAAUUAGAAGUGCUUGCUUUACACGGAAACAACAUCUUACAAUUCUGCCCCAAAUUAUUUAGUCAUCUGAAGAAACUUCAUGAGCUGAACAUUGGUUCUAAUGAAAUUAAGAAACUAUACGUUGAGUCUUUUAACCAAUUGCAAAAUCUAAGGAUUCUGAAACUAAACAACAACAACAUAACACAAAUACCCCCAGGAAGCUUUGACAAUCUAAGCAACCUUACUGAGCUAUCCCUGGAUGGAAACAAGUUAAGUAGGAUAUUUAAGUUCACCUUUGAAAAAAUGACAUCUUUGAAAAAGCUCAGUCUUGUUAAGAACUCUCUUAAGGAAUUCAAUUCUAAUAUUUUUUCAACACUUUAUAAUCUUAAAUGGCUUUCUAUAGAAGGAAACCAAAUAACUACUCUGCCUGUUGGGGUUUUUGAUGGACUGGAAAACUUAGUUAAUCUGCUGCUGGGUGAAAAUCAACUGCAGACCAUCCCAAAAGGUAUUUUUUCAAAGUUAAACAAUUUGGAAACAUUAGGUUUGUCUUAUAAUGAAAUUGAAAGCUUGGAAGACGACGCUUUUGAAGGACUCGAGUCCCUCACACACCUUUAUCUUGACAACAAUUGUCUAAAAGUUAUUCAGGGAAAUAUUUUCAAAAAUAUGACCAGGCUAUUAGUUAUUAGUCUUCAUCACAACCGACUAAGAGUGCUCCCCGAAGGUAUAUUUGAUCCCAUACUUAACCUGGUAUCACUAAUUCUGCAUAAUAAUCAAUGGUGGUGUGACUGUUCUUUUUCUCAUUUACUAAACUGGAUCAAAGACAACAGAGAUAUUACUCACAUUUCGGAAAUUAUUUGUGAAGGACCAGAACACCUCAAUGGAAAAUCAAUGAAUCUCUUAAAAAAUCGGCAGCUGAAUUGCCCUGCAACUGAAAAAGUUUUACAUAACCCGUCAUUUAGGAUACAAGAAGCAGUCCUCACAAAUGGUCUUGAAGAUAAGGAGAGCAUCAACCAUGGUAGCUGCAAGAGCUAUUCAACUAUUAAUGGAAGAAUCAUUAUUGAUUGUAGCCUUAUGGUCUGUUCAGGCAUUAAUGUCAAUAUUUCUACAAUGGAUGAAUCCAAUACAACAUUAAUCAGUCACAGAUACAUUAAAAGUGGUUCUCAAUGUGAAACCACAAACCUAAUGUUUACAAUCACAGCAACAUGA